This is a messenger RNA of Dunckerocampus dactyliophorus (ringed pipefish), 3148 nucleotides long. RefSeq names its product neoverrucotoxin subunit alpha-like. The record is from RefSeq and is a predicted model, not a curated record. Gene Ontology annotation, molecular function: protein binding. The transcript is spliced from 4 exons. NCBI's taxonomy places the organism in Eukaryota, Metazoa, Chordata, Actinopteri, Syngnathiformes, Syngnathidae. Bases 56 to 2179 code for a protein of 707 amino acids.
AUUUGGAAGACUUACACGCUGAUCUUCACACCAGGCAAUCGUCGUAACUGCAAGCAUGUCCGUCUCUGAAACCAAGAAAGUGGCUGCUCUGGGUCAGCCCUUCACUUUGGGAAUGCUCUAUAACGCCUGCAAAGAUGAGCUGAUCCCAGGUUUAAAUCUGUGGGACGCAGCAACUCUAGAAAGCCACACCUCUGAAACUGCUCAAAAAAGCAGUUCUUUUAAGAUUACAGCUUCUGACACCAUUGAAUCGAGGUCUUCUCUGAUGGAUAUUGAAGCUUCUCUGAAGCUCAGUUUCUUGGGUGGGCUGGUUGAGGUUGGAGGAUCUGCCAAGUACCUGAAUGACCAGAAGAAAUUCAAGAACCAGAGCAGGGUAUCCUUUCAGUAUAAAGCUACCACCAACUUCAAGCAGCUUUCUGUACCUGCUCUCGGACCGCUGAACAGUCAACAAAAACAAAUCAUUGAGAAAGGCAAGGCAACACAUAUCGUCACGGGCAUCCUUUAUGGGGCAAAUGCGGUCUUUGUGUUCGACAGUGAGAAGUUGGAGUCCAGCAGUGUUCAAGAUAUUCAGGGCAACAUGGAAGCUGUGAUCAAAAAGAUCCCUUCAUUUAGCCUUGAAGGCAGUGCUCGUGUACAUCUGUCUAAAGAAGAACAAGAUCUAACAAACAAGUUCAGCUGUAAAUUCUUUGGGGACCUCAUCCUUGAUACAAACCCUGCCACAUUUAAUGAUGCAGUAAAAGCCUACUGUGAGCUUCCAGCGCUAAUGGCACAAAAGGACAACAGAGUUCCUUUGGUUGUCUGGCUGUAUCCUCUGAAAUUAUUGUACGACGAGGCUCCUAAGCUGAUCGGCGACCUCAGCAUUGCCCUGGCAAGGAAAAUUCAAACUGCUAUGGAAGAUGGAAAUGAAGUGGAAAUGAGAUGCAACGAGAGCUUGUAUAGCAGUGUUGCACGGGAGUUCACUGUAAUCCACAAAAAUUUAAAUAGUUUCAAAAAUUUAUGUUCUUUUUACACAUCCUCAAUCAAAUUGCUGUUGGCUAAGAGUCUUCCUGCUAUCCGUGAUGGCAAACAGGAUGAGAGCGCUUUAGCAAAAGUCUUGAAUGACCGUGAAAAGUCUCCAUUCAGUCAAGAACACCUUACCAAGUGGUUGGACAGCAAAGAACGAGACAUCAAUGUCAUUCGGUCCUGUGUUGACAUGAUAAUGCGCGAAUCAAAUGCCUGUGUCGUUCGCACAAAGACCGAAUUGGAUCGAGUGGUUCUUGCUCCAGGUGUCACAAAUGUUCUUGUCUAUGUUUUCACCAGCGUGGACCCUGCUGACCCUUACCUUGAUGCCAUGGCUAAAUACUUAGACACAUCCCAAUUACAAGAAACCGGUGAAACCAAUUCGUACUUCACGAAUGCUGAUAUCAUCCAAAUGAGAGAAGAUGUCCAAACAUUCCUUAAAUAUGCCAAACCUCUGAGGCGUAGCAGCAGUGUAAAGUUCCUCAUAACUGCCCUACCAAAUAAGAAAUACAAGGCAUCAAGCAUCUACCAUUACAAGGAUGGCCUUCUAUUCAGUGACAAGUUCACAGUGCCAUCCGUCCCAGCACCUGACAAGAUCACAGACAGAAAUCAAGUCAUCUGGCAUGCUAUUGAUCUCACAUUGGAUGAAAAUACUGUCGACACACACCUCACUCUGUCUGAGGGGAACAAGAAGGCGACAAAUAGCAGUGGCUGGUCGUUUCCUAUUAACAUAGAGUGGAUAAAUGAUCAAGCUCGAGUUCUCUGCAAAGAAGGGAUGACUGGUCGUCAUUAUUGGGAGGUUGAGUGGAGGGGUGAAACGCAUGUGGUGGCCGCAUACUCUUCAGCUCUAAUGCCAGAACGGAAGUUUGGAGAUCGGUUUUAUUCCUGGGGAUUCCAAGUAAAUCAUGACUUCGAAAUAUUGGGAUCAGAUGUGGCGGUACUAAUACCAGGCUUGUUUGAAAUUGGCAUUAAAUCUGAAUCUACAGUGUUGAAACACGCCCUUUCUGGCAUCCAAAAGAUUGGAGUGUUUCUCGACUGGCCAGGUGGUACUCUUUCCUUCUAUGGUGUCUCUGGAAACAAAAUGAAACACUACUACACCUUCAAUAAAGCAUUUGAUGAACCAAUUUAUGCAGGUUUUGCAGCAUAUUACCACCAGAGUUAUGCUUUACUGUCAUCGUUUUAGAUACUGCUGCAAAGCCGCAUUGUGAUUUUAUUAUCAACUAUGCAACAGUUUUAGAUUCACUAGUUUUAAACAGCUUUGUAGUUCUUACAACCACCACCGUCAGGCCUGGAGCUGAGGAACAGUAUGGUUUAGCACGUUUAUUAAGCUCCUUUCUAGUUUUAUCAAUGUCCUUGACUGCUAGCAAAUCUAAGACCAAGUUUAGACAUGCCAACAUCUUUUCCAGGCUCAUGUCGUUCAAUGGGGAGUGCUUUGUGGUUUAGGCAGCAGGAUUGGUUCGGUAUUGUUGUGCAAAGCGCAUUUAAAGUCUAAACGGGGCUGAAACCGUGUCAGAAUACGAAAAAAAUGAUGUUGCGUGUCCAUUAUGGCACAACAUUCUAAUGAACUUUCCACUAAUGUUGUUUCCAUGGUGUCCUGACACGAGUCACAAGUCAGUUCAUUGAUAGCAAUAGCAUAAAUAUUUUAAAUUGGUAUCAGCUUGAUAUAAUCUAUGAAUCUUGUUUGAAAUUUUCCGAUUUGACAUGUUUAGAAAAUAGAGGAAGAGUGUGUACGUCCAAGAAGCUGCAGUGUCAAUUUCCUUAGGAAAAAGUGGUAUAAAAAAUAGAUUGGUAGCCAGCAAAUGCUAUGAUGAACAGCCCCUGUUUUAAUCGUGAUAAAAUUUGUAGAAAAUGCUUUGGCUUCGUUAUUUUUGUUAUUAGUGUGUCCCUGUUGAAACGUAAAGAAUUUUAUCUUCAUAUUAGUAGAAAAGAAAUGUAUCAUUGAUCAUUGAUCAGCUUUGCUCUAGUUGACUUGGGAAUUUUCUUCAUCUUUGUUAAAAUACCUUUGUCUUCUUGCUUUUGAUGGCAUGCCGAAAUAGCGGUUGAACCAAACAAAAAUGCUACAUUUUGCCUGAUGACCUCUUUUGUGGUAUUGGCAAAUCACACCAGCUUUCUUGUCAAUAAGAUUUAAAGUCACAUUUGCCGCACUCUGGAA